Molecule: messenger RNA, 3837 nt
Organism: Hevea brasiliensis (rubber tree)
Lineage: Eukaryota; Viridiplantae; Streptophyta; Magnoliopsida; Malpighiales; Euphorbiaceae
Product: sodium/hydrogen exchanger 8
Exons: 23
Coding region: 148-3612 (1154 amino acids)
Biological process (GO): proton transmembrane transport
Cellular component (GO): membrane; chloroplast envelope
Molecular function (GO): sodium:proton antiporter activity
Source: RefSeq, a predicted model, not a curated record
UUGCCCACUUUCCGUCCUAUAUGUCUCUAUUCGCUUGUCUGUCUAGCCAAGUAAAAGCUCCAUUAUCGACCAACGAUAGCGUUCUAUCUUUUUACCUUUUUUGGUUACGUCUCCCUCUGUGAGGGAACCCUCUUCAACUGAAACUCAAUGGCGACUGUGAUCGAGGGUCAGUUUCCGUACAGAAUUUUGGCUCAGGAUAGCUCUUCUCCUUCUUCUUCUUCUUCUUCUUCUUCUGAGAAUUCCAAUCCAGCAGACGCCGUCAUUUUUUUUGGAUUCAGUUUGGUGCUUGGGAUUGCUUCCAGGCAUGUCUUGCGUGGUACUAGAGUUCCUUAUACUGUUGCUCUGCUUGUCAUCGGCAUUGCUAUUGGAUCCUUAGAAUAUGGUACAAGUCAUCGCUUGGGAAAGAUUGGGGACAGCAUUCGUAUUUGGGCACACAUUGAUCCUGACCUUUUGUUGGCUGUUUUCCUUCCUGCCCUUCUUUUUGAGAGUUCUUUUUCCAUGGAAAUGCACCAAAUCAAGAGAUGUAUGGCACAAAUGCUUCUACUUGCUGGUCCAGGAGUUCUGAUCUCAACAUUCUGUCUUGGAUCUGCUCUGAAGCUUGCUUUUCCAUAUAACUGGAGCUGGAAAACAUCGUUGUUGCUGGGUGGACUUCUGAGUGCUACUGAUCCGGUGGCUGUUGUUGCUCUGUUGAAAGAGCUUGGUGCAAGCAAAAAAUUAAGUACAAUAAUUGAAGGCGAAUCCUUGAUGAAUGAUGGGACAGCAAUUGUGGUCUAUCAGUUGUUUUAUCGUAUGGUCCUUGGAGAGAGCUCCAACUGGGGACGGAUAGUUAAAUUUCUGGCACAAGUCUCUCUUGGAGCUGUAGGCAUUGGUCUUGCUUUUGGAAUUGCAUCUGUUCUGUGGCUUGGAUAUAUUUUCAAUGACAUCGUGAUAGAGAUUUCCUUGACACUUGCUGUGAGCUACAUUGCUUACUUUACUGCGCAAGAGGGUGCUGAUGUUUCUGGUGUUUUGGCGGUGAUGACUUUAGGAAUGUUUUAUUCUGCAGCUGCUAGGACUGCUUUCAAGGGUGAUGGCCAACAGAGCUUGCAUCACUUUUGGGAAAUGGUUGCGUACAUUGCAAAUACAUUAAUUUUCAUCUUGAGUGGUGUUGUUAUAGCUGAAAGCGUUCUUAGCAGUGACAAUAUUUUUCAUAACCAUGGAAAUUCAUGGGGCUACCUAUUUCUUCUAUAUGUUUUUGUGCAAGUAUCCCGGUUUAUAGUUGUUGGAGUAUUGUAUCCAUUUUUACGAUAUUUUGGCUAUGGUUUAGAUUGGAAGGAAGCUGCUAUUCUCAUAUGGUCAGGUUUGCGCGGAGCUGUUGCACUAUCACUCUCACUAUCUGUUAAGCGCACUAGUGACAGCUCAACAUAUCUCACUCCGGAAACCGGAACUCUGUUUGUUUUCUUCACCGGUGGAAUCGUAUUUCUGACACUUAUUGUGAAUGGAUCAACUACGCAGUUUGUUUUGCAUCUUCUAGAUAUGGAUAAGCUGUCGGCUGCCAAGAAACGUAUAUUGGAAUACACGAAGUAUGAAAUGUUGAACAAAGCAUUGGCGGCUUUUGGUGACCUUGGAGAUGAUGAGGAACUUGGACCUGCUGACUGGCCAACUGUUAAAAGAUAUAUUGCAAGCUUAAAUAAUUUGGAAGGACCUCAAAACGCAACCGAACCUGACACUAAUCUGGACCCAACAAAUUUGAAGGAUAUUCGUGUACGCCUUCUAAAUGGUGUCCAAGCUGCUUACUGGGGAAUGCUUGAUGAGGGAAGGAUAACACAAAUGACUGCAAAUAUUUUGAUGCAAUCUGUAGAUGAAGCAAUUGACAUGGCCUCUAUUGGGCCUUUAUGUGAUUGGAAGGGCUUAAAAGCUAAUGUUCAUUUCCCGAGUUACUACAGGUUGCUUCAAUCAAGCAUUUGCCCCCGAAAACUGGUUACUUAUUUUAUUGUAGGGAGAUUGGAAUCUGCUUGCUACAUUUGUGCUGCAUUUCUACGUGCCCACAGAAUUGCACGACGACAACUGCAUGACUUUAUAGGUGACAGUGAUCUUGCUUCUAUAGUCAUUAAUGAAAGUGAGGCAGAAGGAGAAGAAGCGAGAGAAUUCUUGGAAGAUGUUCGUGUUUCAUUUCCUGAGGUUUUGCGUGUCGUGAAAACCAGACAAGUAACUUAUUCGGUGCUGAACCAUUUAAUCAAUUAUGUCCAAAAUCUUGAGAUGGUUGGCUUGCUGGAGGAAAAGGAAAUGCUUCAUCUUCAUGAUGCUGUCCAGACUGACUUGAAAAGGCUUCUAAGGAAUCCUCCUUUAGUAAAGAUUCCCAAAAUAACUGAUCUGAUUAGCAUCCAUCCUUUGUUAGGGGCCCUUCCUCCUACAGUACGUGAACCACUUGAAGGUUCCACCAAAGGAACAAUGAAACCACGUGGUGCGCUGCUUUACAAAGAGGGCUCCAAGCCAAAUGGAGUUUGGCUUAUUUCUAAUGGUAUUGUCAAGUGGAGGAACAACAGCAUAAGGAACAGGCACUCUUUGCAUCCAACUUUUACACAUGGGAGCACACUAGGCAUAUACGAAGUACUAGUUGGGAAGCCUUACAUCUGUGACAUGAUAACAGAUUCUGUGGUACUCUGUUUUUUUGUUGAAAGUGACAAAAUACUUUCAGCAGGAAGGUCAGAUGCCAAAAUAGAAGAUUUCCUGUGGAAGGAAAGUGCUAUCAUACUCGCCAAAAUUUUGCUUCCUCAAAUAUUUGAGAAAAUGGCGAUGCAAGAUUUGAGAGCUCUUGUUUCAGACUGGUCAAUGAUAAAUAUACACUUAAGUGGAGAAUCAAUUGAAAUACCUCACCAUUCCAUUGGUUUUCUCUUAGAAGGAUUUGUGAGAUCCCAUGGCUUUCAAGAAGAAUUGAUUACAUCUCCUGCAGCGCUCUUACCUCGGCACGGAAAUCAGAGCUUUGGAAAUGCACAUGGAAAUCAAAACAUUCAAAAUGAAGAAAUAAAUGGUGCCAGGACAGCCAGUUUCUCUCAUGAAAGAUCCCGGUAUCAAGUUGAGACGAGAGCAAGAGUGAUAAUUUUUGACAUUGCAGCUUUUGAAACUGCUACCGCUCUGCUGAGAAGGUCAUCUUCUUUCAUACCGCAUACAGGUGAUCAUCCCCAUAGACCUCUAAGCAGAGAACAUGGUCUUAUGAGUUGGCCUGAAAACUUCUACAAGGCAAAACUGCACAAGCAGAAUCUUGAAAACGAACGAGCAAAUAGUUUGCCUGCAAGAGCAAUGCAGCUGAGCAUUUUUGGCAGCAUGGUUGACGUGCAACGGCGUGCCCAUUGUUCUUCAAGCAGUCUAUACCAGCGAUCACAUAGCAUGUUCUCACGAGCUGCAUCACUUCGUGGCCGUCCGCUAGUUUCUGUUAGAUCAGAAGGAUCUAAUACUUUAAGGAAGAACCUUCAUGUGAAAAGGUUUUCGCGGAAUGUUACUGCUCUCCCACAGCAGAGGGCAGACACAAAUGAGAGCCAUGUCUUGGAUUAUUCUAGUGACGAAUCUGGUGCCGAAGAUGAUCACAUAAUAAGAAUCGACUCACCAAGUAGGCUUUCUUUCCGCCUGGCUACCUAAAUUUGCAUUCCCUGUUAUCCCCAUCGUAGAUAUUUGUGUUUACAUGAAUUUUUGUGUUCCUACUUUAAAAAUUUGUUUGUACAAAGGCAUCUGAAUAAAUAAGAUGGCUCCUCAAGCCGUCUGAUUUAGGAAAAGUAGCUCAAUUGGUGCUGAGCAUGAGAUUCAAUUUUGUACCUUUGCUUCCAUCAUCUAUGAUAGAACCAGUAACCUUGUUUUGAUUGUUUA